Mycena citricolor is the source of this 1740-nucleotide messenger RNA. NCBI's taxonomy places the organism in Eukaryota, Fungi, Basidiomycota, Agaricomycetes, Agaricales, Mycenaceae. The record is from the annotation of a GenBank genome assembly.
CACAUCUCAUUCCCCCGCUCAGAUCCCCCCGCUCAUGGCGGAACGCAUCCGACGUCAGCGCAGCCAUCCUGUUUCUUAUAUUCCUGGACGGCCUGUUUUGCAUAAUUAUCUGCUUCUACUCCGCGACUGCGCACGGUUUUGUGUCAGAACCAACUUCUCUUUCAACAAAUUGCAGUAACCAACCUCCCUGAACGGCGAGCCGCCCCGAUACGUCGGGGGAUAAAGGAAUGGAACAGGAUUUCUCUUUGAACCCUUUGGUUAGACAAGGUUAUUCGUCUUGUUUGCGGAUUUCUUGCAGUGUUCAGGGUUCUCCUCAUGUGACUGACAGGAGGUCGACGCAUGGAAAAAGACUCUCAAAAUGCCUUUGGAGGUUGACGCUCACCAUGAAAGAGGAAAUCAGGGAGGUCUGGGCAUGUCGAAAAGGCCUCUGUCCUUCACGCUCACAGCUUCCGUCGGCUCGGAUGAAAAUUGUCACCCGACUCCGUGUGCCGCCGCUCCGCGUUGUAUAAAAGACGACCCGGACGACCCAGAGUACUCAUCGAAGGUCUCCUCUCCCCAUCGAUACUUGGUUCUCAUCAGACUUUCGACAAUGGUUCAUCUCAACCUCCUCGCUGCUGUGCUCUCUGCUCUUGCUCUUGUCUCCAGCGCUGCGUCCAUCAGCAGGCCUGGCUCUGCCCGGGACCUCAGCAGUGUCGACAUCGUCACUACGCUUCCCGCUGAAGCCACUGCCUUCGGAUCGGACAACGACACGGACUGGACCGUCGCGUACGACAAGGACUUCAAGGCACUCGGCCGGCUCAAGAACGAGGACUUCCAUGCGCUGAUCGACCCGAGCGGUAACUCGACCCAGCUGGCCGCCAGACAGGUGACGCGUGGUCGUCAUUGCACCGAGCUCUCUGUCGGCGAGCUCCAAAGCCUUCCUGCUUGGUCCGACCUCGAUGGGUAUGUCAAAGGAAGUCUUGCCUCUCGAGGCCGAUACAAUGUCUGGACAAACUGGGACGGUGCGGACCGAGCCAGGGCCUGUGUCGCCGACGACCACGUCUCCAUCGAACGCACGGGACAAGCCCAAUGCAACACCGGCGAGCGGACCUUUAACGGGGACCGUGUCGGCCGGAGCGGUAUCCUCCGUCUGGAGGCCCUGUCUGGAUCGGGGACGACGAUCAGAGAGUCUAUCACCAGAGCCGCGAGCAUCGGGUCGCGUUACACCGUCCCGAGCAUCGACUUCGAUAUCCCCAACAUCGGCGAAGCCACCACGCCCUACCGGGACUCUAUCUCGUUCAGCAACGAGCUCGGGAAGAACUUUGAGAAGACCAUCAGCAAGGAGAGCACCCGCUCUGUCGAUGUCCGUUCGGAGUUCGGAGACUACUGCAGCAUGAUCGUUGAAACUACCACUUGCGAACAGCAGUCCCGCGGUCGUGUAGGCUUCGUGGCGGAUGGCUACAUCCGCUUCGGCUUUGACUCUCGUGUCCGGGACCACUCCUACUGGCACCUGCCUCUCUCCCGGGAAUCUCGGGACAAGCGCACCUCGUACAUGGAGUUCACCGGUUCGAUCAACUCGCACGGAUAUGGCCGCUACCGCUCCGAGUGCCACAAGUAGAGGCAUCCGAGAGUUCCAUACGUACUUGACCUGUACAUAGCCUUCUAUCUUUCUUUCUACUUCUACCAUGUACCUUGGACUAUGAUUUGAUAUGAACGUUGUCUUGUGGGGGGAUUUCAUCCUUCUCAUCCCCCCAUGCUGGA